This is a messenger RNA of Pseudopipra pipra, 573 nucleotides long. Its product is annotated as interferon-like. Lineage: Eukaryota; Metazoa; Chordata; Aves; Passeriformes; Pipridae. Gene Ontology annotation, cellular component: extracellular region. The record is from RefSeq and is a predicted model, not a curated record. Gene Ontology annotation, biological process: defense response. The transcript has 3 exons. Bases 1 to 573 code for a protein of 190 amino acids. Gene Ontology annotation, molecular function: cytokine receptor binding.
AUGCAACAUAUAGAUGGGCUUGUGAUCGAGGGGGUGGACUUCACCGUGGACACUAUCUCCCAGCUUAUCCAGGAAUGUGAAACAUGCGCUGCAAUCAAGCAGGCCAAACAGCCCUGCCUGUGGCAUGGCACCCUGGUGCUCCUGCUGGGUCUCACCACCACUCUCAUUCGUCCCUGUGACACCACCUUCCCCUGGGACAGCCUCCAGCUCUUCCAGGUCAUGGCUCCCAGCAUGCCAUCAGCAGCAGCUGCUGCCACCACACUCUGUAUCCUCCAGCAGCUCUUCAUCACCUCAGCAGCUCAAACACCCUUGCCCACCACCACUGGGACGCUGAGACACAGCAUCAGCUUCCUGCACCACAUCCAGCAGCUUGGGCAGUAUGUGCCAGCCAAUGGCAUACUCUUCAAAGGCCAAGGGCCCUGCAACCUGCUGCUCAGCAUCAACAAAUAUUUUGGGUGCAUCCAGGACUUCCUCUGCACCCACCACCACAAACCCUGUGCUUGGGACCACAUCUGCCUAGAAGCUCAUGCCUGCUUCCAACAUCUUCACAACACCUGCAUCAUGCGUGAUUAG